Molecule: messenger RNA, 1074 nt
Organism: Necator americanus (New World hookworm)
Lineage: Eukaryota; Metazoa; Nematoda; Chromadorea; Rhabditida; Ancylostomatidae
Exons: 10
Coding region: 1-1074 (357 amino acids)
Biological process (GO): mitotic cell cycle phase transition; regulation of cyclin-dependent protein serine/threonine kinase activity
Cellular component (GO): nucleus; cytoplasm; cyclin-dependent protein kinase holoenzyme complex
Molecular function (GO): cyclin-dependent protein serine/threonine kinase regulator activity
Source: RefSeq, a predicted model, not a curated record
AUGGAAGUACAAGGCAGGAGAACUACACGAGCACUUUCAAAUGUCAACGAGAAUUUAGUGAAAAGAACAGCAGCUGGAAAAGACGCACAAUUGACGAGAAGACCAGCACUCAAGGAUCAACGGAAUGGAGCGAAUAUCCCGGCAGCUGAUCGCACAACAGGAAAACCGUUAGUAAAAGCCACUCGUUCCGUAGCUGCUAAGCCCACAGCAGCUCAUAAUGUCCAGAAAGAGGAAGUGGUCGUUGAUAAGGUCCACCCCGAGAUCAUCGGAAUAGAACGAGAGAUUCAAUUUGUGGAAUACUGUGACCAGGUUUAUCAGUAUCUUUUGGCUCAUGAAAAGAAAUCUCAGAUUGAGGAUGAGUUCAUGGUUCACUCUCCAUCUACUCCAAAAAUGCGCAGCAUCCUUGUUGAUUGGCUGAUACAGGUGCACACGCGCUUCCAUCUCUUGCCUGAAACUCUCCAUCUCACUAUUUAUCUCCUUGACAUUAUGUUGUCCAGAACGAAGGUUGACAAGAACGAGUUGCAGUUGGUUGGCGUAGCAAGCAUGUUGGUUGCAUCGAAAUAUGAGGAGAUGUAUGCACCAGACAUACACGACUUUGAGUACAUAACUGAUAAUGCGUACAAUAAAAAGAUGAUCUUAAAGAUGGAGGCGAAGAUCCUUAUUGCUGCUGAUUUCGAUCUCUCACGCCCACAUUCGCUCACGUUUUUGCGUUGGUUCAGCAAAGAACUGAAGUUCGGCAUGAGAAUGCACCACAUGGCCAAAUUUUUAAUAGAGAUGUCUUUCCUGGACGCCUCUCUAUCCUCAGUUUUGCCCUCCCGUACCGCGUGCGCUUGUACAUAUAUUGCUGCGAAGCUGUGUGAAUCGCCAUACGAUAGCGAUAAAAUGAGGAAAAUGACGGGUAUCACUUUGAAUGAAGCAAAAGAACUAGGAUCAAUAUUCGCAAAAGUGUUCCUGAGACUACACUCGUUACCGAAACUACUUGCUGUGCGUGAAAAGUACUCAUCUGCGAAGGUUUUGGCUGUCUCGCAGCUGUACGAUAGUGAUAUCAAAAUUCUCACCGAACUUUCAUUAUAG